This is a messenger RNA of Chelmon rostratus (copperband butterflyfish), 1694 nucleotides long. RefSeq names its product UbiA prenyltransferase domain containing 1 (gene ubiad1). Lineage: Eukaryota; Metazoa; Chordata; Actinopteri; Chaetodontiformes; Chaetodontidae. The record is from RefSeq and is a predicted model, not a curated record. Gene Ontology annotation, biological process: menaquinone biosynthetic process; vitamin K biosynthetic process. Gene Ontology annotation, cellular component: endoplasmic reticulum; Golgi membrane. Gene Ontology annotation, molecular function: prenyltransferase activity. The coding region runs from base 227 to 1276 and encodes 349 amino acids. The transcript has 3 exons.
GGCGCCUGUCAGGUACGGAGCGGUUUAUAGUGGCCAACCAGUCAAAUACCCUCGAAGUUGACACGUAAACUAUCUGACUGCCUCUCACCGUACCGGGCUCAGCGGCACAGAAAUAUGUUUUUAAGAGGAGAGAAACCCAGUUUGUGUCGGUUGGUGAAGACGUAACGGGUACACCAGGCGCUGACGUCUUGAAUUAUUGCUGGCACAGUAGACGCCUACCGGAGGAAUGGCCAAAGAGCAAAAACAGAGCAGGGCGGAAACAUUUGUGCUGGCUGGAUCAAAUGGUCACAGUGGCCAGCAGUGGCAGACUGGCAUGAAUAACUUGGCCAGUCACUCUCCAGGCGCUAACCACAUGUCGAGGAUGGCCCGCGUUGCCUCGGAUGUAAGGCAUAAGUGUGCAGCCUACGUCCUGGCACUGAGACCGUGGAGCUUCAGUGCAUCGCUGACACCGGUGGCCCUCGGCAGCGCCUUGGCAUACAAACUGGAGGGCUCUGUGGACUUGGUCAUCCUGAUGGUGUGUGCAGUGGCUGUCCUUGUAGUCCACGGGGCAGGCAACCUUGUAAACACCUACUAUGACUUCUCCAAAGGGAUUGACCACAAGAAGAGUGAUGACAGGACUCUUGUGGAUGAAAUCUUGGAACCGCAGGAUGUUGUUAUGUUUGGAGCAUUGUUAUAUUCAUUGGGGUGCUUGUGUGCCACUCUGCUCUACUUCCUGUCUACACUUAGACUGGAGCACCUAGCCCUUAUUUACUUCGGGGGACUCUCAAGCUCUUUUUUAUACACUGGAGGCAUUGGCCUCAAAUACGUGGCCCUGGGAGACGUAGUAAUCCUCAUCACCUUCGGUCCUCUAGCAGUCAUGUUUGCCCACGCGGUGCAGGUUGGCUACCUGUCAGUGCUGCCGCUGGUGUACGCCGUCCCACUGGCCCUCAACACAGAAGCCAUCCUCCACAGCAACAACACCAGAGACAUGGACUCUGACAAGCAGGCGGGCAUCGUCACCCUGGCCAUCCUCAUAGGCCCCACGCUGUCUUACGUCCUGUAUAACCUCUUGCUUUUCGUCCCCUACGUGCUCUUUUGCAUCCUUGCCACCCGUUACACCAUCAGCAUGGCGCUGCCUCUGCUCACGCUGCCUAUGGCCUUUCCCCUGGAGAAGCAGUUCCGCAGCCGAUGCUACGCCAAGAUUCCCAAUAAGACGGCCAAGCUCAACCUCCUCAUGGGACUUUUUUACGUGUUUGGGAUUAUUCUGGCACCUCCUGGCAGCUUGCCGUUACUGUGAUUAAUUGGCUUUGAAAUUUAGUUGUUUUAAUACAGACUAGUUUAUGUACCUCUUUGUAUUUGUACAAAGCUAUUUGAAGGCUUUCACUGGCUUUAAUUUAUUGACUAAUUUAUAUGUUGAACAGAGGUUUAGUUUAGGUCCUCCUCUCUGACACUGAAGGCAUAAUCAGAUGGUUUUUUCAGUAUUAAGCCUGCUGUAAUGUGUUGGUAAAAGUAAGAAGUGUUGGUGAAAUUUUUGUAGAAGUACGCAACAUUUUUAUCAUACAAGGAGAUACAAUAAACCUACAGUUGCCAUAUUUGUUCUUCAAGACACAAGACCGAAAACCUAAAAACAUCAAUAAACCAUUAUUCUCAUAACACUCUCAACAUUGUACCCUCUGUAUGGUACGUACUGUUUUGUUGUUUUUUUUUGUUCUUUU